Messenger RNA from Columba livia (rock pigeon), 4309 nucleotides. It is a transcript of the gene HTRA3, whose product is annotated as HtrA serine peptidase 3. The transcript has 7 exons. The coding region runs from base 349 to 1560 and encodes 403 amino acids. Gene Ontology annotation, molecular function: protein binding; serine-type endopeptidase activity. Gene Ontology annotation, cellular component: extracellular region. Lineage: Eukaryota; Metazoa; Chordata; Aves; Columbiformes; Columbidae. Gene Ontology annotation, biological process: proteolysis. The record is from RefSeq and is a predicted model, not a curated record.
CGCUCCGGCCGGCGGACUCCUCACUGGUUGCUGCGGCCACUUGGGGACGGCGCUCACCUUGGCCAUGGCUCGGCUCCUCAGCCCUGCGAGCUAGUGCCGGGGAGCAGCUGAGCUGCCCUUGGCUCUCCGGCUUUAUCCUCCAGCCUCCUUCCUUCCAUCUGUUGCUCUUUGCCGCUCCACCUGCAGAAGCCCUGCUCGGGGCACAAGGAACUUUCCUACCCGUGUGUGCAUAAAGCCCGACUUUCCCUUCCCUCGCAGCACCAUCCCUCCCUCCUUCGCCUCCUCCCCGCGGGCCGGGCGAGCUCGCAGCCCUUCUCCGCCGCUCUCCCCGCCAGCCGCCCGCCCAGGAUGAGGGUGUCGCUGCUGAGCCCGUUGCUCCUGCUGUCCCUCAGCUACAGCCCAGGCGCCGCGGAGCUCUUGGCGGCCCGAGCCAAGUGCCCGACCCGCUGCGAUGUCUCCAAGUGCCCCAGCCCCAGUUGCCCCAGCGGCUACGUCCCCGACCGCUGCAACUGCUGCCUCAUCUGCGCCGCGGGCGAGGGGGACUCCUGCGGCCGCAAGGAGGACCCGCCCUGCGGGGACAGCCUGGACUGCCGCUACCCCAUGGGCAAGCGCUUCGCCAAGGGCGUCUGUCAGUGCAAGCUCAGCGCCCAGGUGUGCGGCAGCGACGGCCGGACCUACGACAACAUCUGCCAGCUGAAGGCGGUGAGCCGCAAGGCGCUGCAGCACGGCCUGCCCGCCGUCGCCCAGGUCCAGAAGGGAGCCUGUGAAUCGGGUCACCUACAGUCCAGCAGCCCAAGAUACAAAUUCAACUUCAUAGCAGAUGUGGUGGAAAAGAUUGCACCUGCAGUUGUGCACAUUGAACUUUUCCUCAGGCACCCUCUCUUUGGUCGAAAUGUCCCGCUUUCCAGUGGAUCUGGGUUUAUUAUGUCUGAUUCUGGUUUAAUUGUGACCAAUGCCCAUGUGGUGUCAAGCACAAACGCUGUAUCAGGGAGACAACAAUUGAAAGUGCAGUUACAGAAUGGAGAUACUUAUGAAGCAACCAUCAAAGACAUUGACAAGAAAUCUGACAUUGCAACAAUAAAGAUUCACCCUAAGAAAAAAUUACCAGUAUUGUUACUGGGACACUCUGCUGAUUUGAGGCCAGGAGAAUUUGUGGUGGCAAUUGGAAGUCCAUUUGCCUUACAGAACACGGUGACAACAGGUAUCGUAAGCACCGCUCAGCGAGAUGGUAAAGAACUUGGCUUACGGGACUCAGAUAUGGAUUAUGUUCAGACAGAUGCUAUCAUCAAUUAUGGCAACUCUGGAGGACCUUUAGUUAAUCUGGAUGGUGAAGUGAUUGGGAUUAACACCUUGAAGGUCACAGCUGGAAUUUCAUUUGCUAUUCCUUCAGACCGCAUCACUCAGUUUCUCACAGAGUCGCAUGACAAACAAAGUAAAGGACUGCUCAUGCAAUCUGCAAGAAGAUCUAAGUGCAAAAGGAGUGAGCAGAGAAGUAGGAGUUUUGCCUGCCGCUUGAAUAAAAAGUGCAGGAUUCGUUUCUUCCCUCGGAGAUCUCGGUGAUAUUUUGGCUCCACUGAAAUCAGCUGCAAUGGGGAUACUCAUGUGCCAGAGAUACUCAUGUCCACAAGUGUCUGAGUACCUGACCUCUUGAUUUGGAUUUAUCAGUUCCUUUUGCCACAGUUCAUAAAUCGUAAUCACUUCUGCCUUCAGUCUGUGUUUAUUUGUCUGAUUUGUAUCUCUAUUGCUAUGAGCAUCAAUUAAAAAAAAAAAAAAAAAAAGGCAAGUUUAACAGUAAAGCAAAUACUCCUCUUAAUGUGGAACAGAGAUCUCUGUAAAUAGUGAACAGCUUCUAGAUACUUGGGAUCAGCUGUUUAUGACCUUCUAGUAACACAAAAGAGAUUUAAGUGUAAACUAGUGGUUGAGGCUGGUUUGCUUGACUUUGUACCACUGGAAUCAGUGUUUAAUCUUGCCUGGUGUUUACAAAAAUAAAAUACAAUUUGAAUAUCUCUGUUGCCCUCCACUAUGGUUUCACAUAUGUUCAACCUAAUUGUUCCAACAUAUUAACCUUCUUUUAACUACUGCUGGGACUUCUCCCUGGUGACAUGCUUCUUAGAUUUACAACCUCACUUUAUUCCAGGUCUCUUAAUUAUUUUUUCUUCUGCCUCAUGGUUGCACAAAUUGCCAGAAUGACAGGUUUUGAGAUUUGUUAUUCACAGAGCAGAUGUAAUAUGACAGUGGUGGUUGCGGGUGCCACAUACUGUUCUGCCAACGUGACUGAAGUCUGACGUCAAAAUGCCUGUCCUUUGGGAUGAUGAAAUACUACAGCUAGUUGUUUGUGCCUGUUCAGUCUCUGCUGAUACUUGUAAUAAAAUGGACAAUUAUAUUGUUGAUUUGCUUUUUGUGCAAGAUUUUUGCCUUGAAAUUGAAUGGAACAGACUUUUGCAAAACAAAGGAUGUGAAGUUUUUUACCGGUAUUCUGACAUACGAAAUGUCUGGGGGGUGGGAAGGGGAGGAAUCUAGACUCUGUGGCUAAAAUAAUCCAUAGCUUAUAGCUAUCAGUUUUACUUUAUACAAAGCUUGCUGCUGUUAUAGUAUGAACUCCUAUUUGCAGUGUGUCAAACUUAUUGUGGAAAGAUGGUUGAAGACCACGUUGAAUUUUAAUGCAUGAGCAGGGGUGAAAUAACACCCCAAACUGCCCAAAGAUGAAGGUGGAAUGAGACUUUUAGUUGUGUAAUUAGGCUGUAGUUACCAGAUAUUUGUUUUUCCCAGAGUCUUAUUUUUACAUGGAUCAUUAGCCACUGGGGAAAUAAUUCCCUUUUAGAUCAGCGGCAUUUCUGCUGUGUUUUUUCAUUCUUGUGCAAUCUCCUCCUUGCUUUUUUCUUUCUUCCAGAUCAGGUUUUUUUUUUUUUAUCCCUUUUAUAAUUUCCGUUUUUCUUUCAUGUAAACUCUCCUAACUUGGCCCCAAGAGUAUGCUUUGUGCUUCUGCGUAUUUCUGCAUCACACAGGCGAUGACCAGCAGCAAACUGUAAACUGUCACCAGAGGCUCUGUCAUGUAUGUGUCUUGUGAACACAACUUCAUCAUUAACCUGUCCACAUUGCAGGGGCAGGGGGAUUAUUUUCAGGUGUGAAACUGAUGAAGUUUGGAUAUUUUUAAAAAGUAAAAACUUAAGUGUAGACUAGACUCAUGUAGACUAGAGCAGCAAUGUGAGAGCACUAGUCCAAGGCCAUGCCCAAAACUUUUGAGACUUGAAUUUUGAGUAAGCAGACUUCUUCACAACACUUACUAUAGCUGAUUUUGAUCUCAUUACUUCCAGUUUAAAACACAGGAGAGCCAGAACAUCUCAGGGAAAAGCAGGGAUGAAAAUUACAGAUGUAAGAUUGUUCAGAGUGCAGUAAAUCCAAUGUUUAGUAGUCAACAUUUUCACUGACACUAAUGGAAAUAUUAGACAUGCGUAAGAUUCAGGACUAAUUCCUUCACUUGGGACUAUUUUUCUUGGAAAGAAGAAGAUUUAGAGGAGACACUGUACAUCUCCUUUUCAAACUUCUUCCUCACAUGAGAAUGUGGAGAAGCUCAAAGAAAUUGUGGAGUUGUUAUGUUGGAACGAGUCUGGGGAAAUAUUGUUUCAUACCGGAUAUAACUAACUACUGAAGCACUCACUUCAGGAAGUCAUCAAACUGCCUUUUUUUAUUAUUUUUUGUAAGACAGCUGUGGAACAUCAUGACUACUAAAAGCCAACUACAGAAAUGCGGUGUUGUUCCUGAAGAAGGGAAUUUUCAACAUUUAAAAUUCUGUUGAGUCCUGGAUUAAGUCCAUGGGUUUAUUUUUUUUUUACUUUUCAUUCUUUGAGGUAGAAAAAACAAGCUGUUUGCAUGAGAACUGGUGUGAGGUUUUCAGUUGUCCUUUCUCUGAAAGGUGGAAGUUUUCAUUUUAUUCAAUCCCAUUUCUAUCUUUUAAUGAGAACACCGUAUGGUUAAAUUGUCUUGACCAGAUUCAGAUGAAAUGGUAGUUGGUUAAAAAUUUUUCCAUUUGCUGAAGUUAUGAAAUAAAAAUCUGUGAUUUUUUUUUUUUUUUUUUCUGAAUUUCCUGAAGGAAAACUCUUGCAAACUGAACCCCUCUCUUGUCCUCACUUGCAGGGAGAGGGAUUGUCAUUCUCUCCACCAAGGUUCACCAAAACAAAAAAAUGACCUCAAUGUAGAUGUGUAUGAUUUCCAUUUAGUUUUGUUGGAAGCUGAUACAUCCUGUUAUAAUUGACAGAUAUUUUGGGUCAUCAAAGUAGUUAUUUUUGUCAGAGUUUGCCUAAUUUUCUUA